AUGACAACAGCGGUGAACCCAGCCGACCUCUCCGCUUCAGUGUCCCGCCACCACGUUGAACCUGGAGAACUAGGGACGAUGCUGAAACGGUCUCUUCGCUGCUCUGUGCCACCGGACGCCGUGGAAAUGCAAGGUCGACAUGGCAUGGCCAACUGGAGCUUCCACGUCGUUGUCGUCGCAGUGAAGUCAGCCAACGACCAGUACCAAUGGGGUGGCGACGUACAAACGAUCUUACCAUUACAUUGCCAGCGAAGUCUUUUGCAGCAAUGCUUCAUGAAGUAA
Messenger RNA from Colletotrichum abscissum, 282 nucleotides. RefSeq lists its product as uncharacterized. NCBI's taxonomy places the organism in Eukaryota, Fungi, Ascomycota, Sordariomycetes, Glomerellales, Glomerellaceae. Bases 1 to 282 code for a protein of 93 amino acids. The transcript has 3 exons. The record is from RefSeq and is a predicted model, not a curated record.